Molecule: messenger RNA, 732 nt
Organism: Bombyx mandarina (wild silkworm)
Lineage: Eukaryota; Metazoa; Arthropoda; Insecta; Lepidoptera; Bombycidae
Product: protein takeout-like
Source: RefSeq, a predicted model, not a curated record
AUGAGAGCUCGUAAUUAUGUUGCGAUCAUAUUUUUAAUUCUGAUUAUAAUUAUAGUUGGUGGUUUUAUAUGUCCGAGAGAAGAAAAGGCGUUGGGGAAAUGUCUGAAAGACGCUUUGAACGAGUAUAUCCCUAAAUUAGCCACAGGACUGCCGGAAUAUGGGGUUCCCCCAUCGGAGCCGCUUAUCGUUCCAUCGAUUUCUAUCCAGCAGUCAACUGGUCCCAUCACGGUCACUUCGUCGUACUCUGAUGUUACGGUGCGAGGGCCCUCGAAGAUGCGAAUUAAGGAUGUCCAGGUGAACUCGGUGCACCGUCGUGUUGUAGCCAAGCUGUAUAUCCCAGAGCUCAAGAUGAAGGGCAAUUACAAGCUAUCUGGACAGCUCCUCAUGUUGCCAAUGAAUGGAGAAGGACAGUUUACUGCAAAAUAUGGCGAUAUUGAUGCAACAGUAACAAUAAUAUUAGGCCGUGAACCUCGACCGAACAGCGUAGAUGCUCUCACUUGUGACCAGCUCGACGUCAAUUUUCACGUGGGCUACGCUUCCAUGCAACUUGAAAAUUUAUUUGGUGGCGACGGAGAACUGAGUAAAGCAAUGAAUAAAUUUCUUAACGAGAACUGGAAGAAAUUAUCAGAAGAACUUCAAGUACCGAUGGAGGAAGCGCUACGUGAUUUCUUGAAGCCGCUGGCAGAUCACGCCUUUGCUACUCUCAACGCUGACGACAUUUUGCUAACUUAA